AAGUCAACACUCCUGGCCUCCUUGGGUCUACCGUUUCCCAUAUCGCAUCACAAGUGGCCAAGCAGAUCGGAAGAAUAUAGUAUCACAUGUGGCGCAAGCAGCAAAUCAUCAAGACAUAUAAACAAGUCAUCAACUGCUUCUCCAACCUCCAGCAAGGCAGUGCGCCGCUCUAUAGAAGUAGCACGGCGCAGCCAGAGGCAGCCAUGUCCACGGCAGUCCAUCUUCUUACCUCCUAAUUCACUAGCAACCGCUCAAAUGGAAAGCGCAUCCGUGAAGCAGAUCGUUGUUCUGUACCCCGUGGGCGGCAUCGGGCACGUCGGCCCCAUGACGCAGCUCGCCAAGGUCUUCCUCGACCAUGGCUACGACGUCACAAUGGUGCUCAUCGAGCCGCCGAUCAAGUCGACCGACUCCGGCGCCGACUUCAUCGAGCGCGUCGCCGCCCCCUACCCGUCCAUCACCUUCCACGUCCUCCCGCCGAUCCCACCCCCUGACCUGACAAGCUCCACCAAGCACCCUUUCUUACUCAUACUGGAGCUGAUGCGCCGGUACAACGACAAGCUCGAGAGCUUCCUCCGCUCCAUCCCGCGGGAGCGCUUGCACUCCCUUGUCAUCGACCUGUUCUGCACCCAUGCCAUCGACAUUGCCACGAAGGUGGGCGUCCCCGUCUACAAGUUCUUCGCCUCGGGCGCCGGGACUCUGGCCGUCUUCACCCAGUUGCCGGCGCUGCUCUCCUGUAGGCAAACGGGCUUGAAAGAACUUGGGGACACGCCCCUCGAGUUCCUCGGGGUCCCGCCCAUGCCGGCGUCCCAUCUCGUCAAGUCGCUGCUGGAGAAUCCGGAGGAUGAGCUGUGCAGGACCAUGAUGAAGAUCUUGAAGCGCAACGCCGACACCCACGGCGUUCUGGUCAACACGUUCGAGUCCCUGGAGAGCCGGGCCCUGCAGGCGCUCAGGGAUCCCCUGUGCGUUCCCGGCCAGAUUCUGCCUCCGGUUUACCCCAUCGGGCCGUUGGUCGGCAAGGGCGGGACGGACAAGGAGAAGCACGAGUGCCUCGCGUGGCUCGACGCGCAGCAAGAGCGCAGCGUCGUGUUCCUCUGCUGGGGGAGCAAGGGCGCGCUACCCAAGGAGCAGCUCAUGGAGAUCGCCGUUGGCCUGGAAAACUCAGGGCAACGGUUCCUAUGGGUGGUGCGCACGCCGGCCGGCAGCGACGAACCCAAAAGAUACUGGGAGCAGCGCGCCGAGGCGGACCUGGGUGCGCUCCUGCCGGAAGGGUUCUUGGAGCGGAUCAAGGGCCGUGGCCUGGUGAUCAAGUCAUGGGCACCGCAGGUCGAUGUGCUCGGCCACCGAGCUACAGGCGCGUUCGUCACCCACUGCGGGUGGAACUCAACACUGGAGGCUGUAGCAGCGGGGGUGCCGAUGCUGUGUUGGCCACUAGCGGCAGCAGAGCAGAAGAUGAACAAGGUCUUCAUCACCGACGACAUGGGGAUCGGAGUGGAGAUGGAGGGGUACAAGGCGGGUUUCAUCAGGGCCGAGGAGAUAGAGGCGAAGGUGCGGCUGGUGUUGGAGUGCAAGGAGGGGAGGGAGCUUAGGAAACGAGCAAUUGAGCUGAAGAAAGCAGCACAGGAGGCGAUGGAGGACGGUGGCUCGUCGCGCGCGGCAUUCCUCCAAUUCCUGUCAGAUGUUAAGAAUCUUAGAGAAUAGCGUCCGGACUCCGGACUCCGGACAGACGGAUUCGCAACCGCUCUUGGCGUUAAUGUUUGUCUCUGCUGUCCAACUCUUUUGGUCAAUCCCCGUGUACUCUGCCUGUUUUGUUGGCCGAGGAACUAGCAGCUUGAAUUGAAGGAACGAUGGCCAAUGGUGCUGUACUUUGACCGUGAUACCGCUAAGGUCUCGAGCAUAUUCAGGCACAUCAUUUUAUUGUGCAA
Setaria italica (foxtail millet) is the source of this 1922-nucleotide messenger RNA. Its product is annotated as UDP-glycosyltransferase 88A1. The record is from RefSeq and is a predicted model, not a curated record. Lineage: Eukaryota; Viridiplantae; Streptophyta; Magnoliopsida; Poales; Poaceae. The transcript has a single exon. The annotation marks the transcript as partial. Gene Ontology annotation, molecular function: UDP-glycosyltransferase activity.